UUCGCUCGUUGCUUCGUCUCUGCCUGAUCCGCAUUAACCCAUCGUAGCUCCUCCCAUCCGGCUUCCCUCACAUUAUCAUGAUGGCUUACCUCUCGAUCCUGGCUGUUAUUCUUGCGGGCUUGCCCAGCACUGGUGCGUUCACGAUGUCGGUGCGACCUUCUUCAUCGGGAGUUGGGUUGCAGAGAGCGGACUUCCUGCGGCAGGUUGGCGUUGGCGCAGCUGGCAUUGCGGGCGUGGCAGCGGCACCCCUCGCUUCGGUGGCGGCCGCACCGCCGGCUGUUGGUAGCAUGGCCCCCGAUUUCACGCUUCCCAGCAACGCUGGCAAAGACAUCAGCCUUAAGGACUUGCUGAAGCAGGCCAAGCACACGGUGCUCUACUUCUACCCAGGUGAUUUUACGUCUGGCUGCACCAUCGAAGCGCAGGGUUUCCAGAGAGACUUCGAAAAGUACGGCGCGAACAACGCGCAGAUCGUGGGCGUGAGCGUGGACUCCAUCGAGAAGCACCUGAACUUCGAGAAGUCGUACAACCUUCAGUUCCCUCUCCUGUCGGACAUCGGCGCCAACGUGGCGGACUUGUACGGCUCGAAGCUCGACAUCCCCUUCAUGGGUAAAUUUGCCAACCGUUUGACGUUCAUCAUCGGCUCCGACGGCAAGAUAGAGAAGGUGUUCACUGACGUGGAAUCGAAGGUGGCCAAGCACUCUGCAGAAGUACUGGCCACUCUCGCCACCCUCUAGACAUGGAAUUGAACAUCUUCUUUCAUGCUCGAAGUUUAAGCGAGUUUCCUUUGGUAUCGAAGUUAUUGUGUAUUUAGGCUGUUGACAAACAGGCCAAAUGCAUCGAGGCAACGCACCACAGUACGGAAUGCGUACAUAUAAAGUGUUAACACGCAAGGAAAGGGGUAGAACGGCUGCAAACAUCAUCGGCUAUAGACUUGGGGCUUGCACCCGAACGGUUUGGACGUUGCUUUAGAGAUUAACCGACAAUCUUGUUUUCUGUACCACGCGGCCAUCGUUUCCGAGUUGUUGGACGGAAGGUUUGGCAGCUGUGCGCUUGGGAUACCUAGGCCCGAAGUUACACGCAAGUUGUCGAUAUCGAUCGUCUACCGGAUGGUGUACGGCCGAGUUCCGAGGACGGGGGCAAUGUAAUAUUCGAAGCUCUGGCGUCGCGCCCAGAUGGUGUUGUUGCUGAAGCAGCGAUGUUUGUCUUGUUGAUGCGAACCAACGUGUUUCGUGUCUCUACCAAAUUCGAACACGAGAAAAAAGGAGUGAGAGGUAAGGUUGGCAAGCUUUCGGUGCCGAAGUGCUUUUUGUUUGUUUGCGACGCCUGUGAUCGACGUCGAAAAGCUGCCGAAGCUGGCAACAUCCCAACGGUGUUUUCAUGUCGUGUACGGAGAAUCCAAGCAACCGAUGGUGUUGCAUGUACCGAGUCGUCCGUGCCAGUGGCGGUCAUCCCGUCGUACCCAUUCAUUCAUGAUGAAGAUAUCACGUUGCCAUACUUCGUUGCUGAAGUCUACCAUGUGGUUGUGGCCGUAAGUCAACGGGACGCUCUCGCUACCCCGUUACAAUAUUUGGUCAAAUGCAUACCAUUUUCUCUU
Ectocarpus sp. CCAP 1310/34 is the source of this 1594-nucleotide messenger RNA. Lineage: Eukaryota; Phaeophyceae; Ectocarpales; Ectocarpaceae. The record is from the annotation of a GenBank genome assembly.